GAGGGAUGGGCUUCCAGGGCUUUGGAGGUAGUAGGUGAUCUGGGGAGGAUGGACCUGGCUGACCACCUACUGUGUGACCUGGAGUGGGUUGCAUCCUCACAGAGUGUGUCUGCAUCUCUUAACACCAUGAAGUCAUGCGGGUUCAAGGACAUGGACAAAAGGUUUUGCACAGUGCUGUAAGCCACCAUUUACUGACCUCUGACUCUAAACACAAAAGAGGUCACCAGUGUGAAUGCCAAGAAGAAGGAAAUAAUGCCGGUGAACAUUUCUUGAGUAUUUGCUGUGUACAAUCCCCUGUGCUAAAUCCUUUCUGUGGAUUAUUCUCGAUGAAAUUUUACGACCCCCCGAGUAGGUGCUAUUAAUGGCUAUUCUACUAAUGAACCGACUGAGCCACAGAGAUGUUAAGUAACUUGCCCAAGGUCACGCACAUGUGUAACUUCAGAGACGGAGGGAGGGAGGACGGGAGUGGGAAGGAGGCGAAGCAGAUUGUCGCGGGAGCGGCUCAGGAAGAGGAAUCGACCCCAACGCCCACCAGGGCCGGGCGGGGCUGUGUUGCCAUCUGGAGUCGCUGCGCCGCCGGCCACAGAGAAGGCGCGAGCAGCAAGAGUGCGCGCAGGGCUGGCGGGAGUGCAGCCUCCGCCGCCACUGCCGCGGCGGCAGAUGAGCCGACCCCGCCGCCGCCCCUAGCAGCUCCGGCAGCCCCCGUCUCUCAGCCUGCCGCAGCUCCGGCCAGCCGACCAGCCAUGUCGCUCAGCGGAGCCUCUGAGCGCAGCGUCCCGGCCACCAAGAUUGAAAUUACCGUGUCCUGCCGGAACCUGCCGGACCUCGACACCUUCUCCAAGUCCGACCCCAUGGUGGUGCUUUACACGCAGAGCCAGGCCAGCCAAGAGUGGCGGGAGUUCGGACGGACCGAGGUGAUCGACAACACGCGGAACCCAGACUUCGUGCGCAAAUUCGUCCUCGACUACUUCUUCGAGGAAAAGCAAAACCUGCGCUUCGAUGUGUACAACGUCGACUCCAGAACCAACAUCUCCAAACCGGAUUUCCUGGGACAAGCGUUCCUGGCCCUGGGAGAGGUGAUCGGAGGCCAGGGCAGCCGAGUAGAGCGACCCCUCACGGGUGUACCAGGCAAGAAGUGUGGGACCAUAUUGCUGACUGCAGAGGAGCUUAGCAAUUGUCGGGAUAUUGCCACCAUGCAGCUGUGUGCAAACAAGCUGGACAAGAAGGACUUCUUUGGGAAAUCAGACCCCUUCCUUGUGUUCUAUAGGAGCAAUGAGGAUGGCACGUUCACCAUCUGCCACAAGACGGAGGUUGUGAAAAACACGCUGAAUCCUGUGUGGCAGCCCUUCAGCAUCCCUGUGCGGGUAUUGUGCAAUGGAGACUAUGACAGAACAGUGAAGAUUGAUGUGUACGACUGGGACCGGGAUGGAAGUCACGACUUCAUCGGUGAGUUUACCACCAGCUACAGAGAGCUGAGCAAGGCCCAGAACCAGUUCACAGUGUAUGAGGUACUUAACCCUCGGAAGAAAUGCAAGAAGAAGAAAUAUGUCAACUCGGGAACUGUGACGCUGCUUUCCUUUUCUGUGGACUCUGAAUUCACUUUUGUCGAUUACAUCAAGGGAGGGACGCAGCUGAACUUCACAGUAGCCAUUGACUUCACAGCUUCCAAUGGGAAUCCCCUGCAGCCCACCUCCCUGCACUACAUGAGUCCUUAUCAGCUCAGCGCCUAUGCCAUGGCCCUCAAGGCAGUGGGAGAAAUCAUCCAAGACUAUGACAGUGACAAGCUGUUCCCAGCUUAUGGCUUUGGGGCCAAGCUGCCUCCCGAGGGACGGAUCUCCCACCAGUUCCCCCUGAACAACAAUGACGAGGACCCCAACUGUGUGGGCAUUGAGGGCGUGUUGGAGAGCUACUUCCAGAGCCUGCGCACAGUGCAGCUCUACGGGCCCACCUACUUCGCCCCUGUUAUCAACCAGGUGGCCAGGGGACAUGGGUUCAAGCCCUGGUCCGGGAAGAUCCCACAUGUCGUGGAGCAGCUAAGCCCGUGCACCACAACUACUGAGCCUGAGCUCUAGAGCCCGUGAGCCACAAAUACUGAGCCCACAUGCCACAACUACUGAAGCCCGCGCACCUAGAGCCCAUGUUCCACAACAAAAGAAGCCACCGCAACGAGAAGCCCAUGCACUGCAACGAAGAGUAGUCCCCGCUCGCCACAGCUAGAGAAAGCCCACGCACAGCAAUGAAGACCCAACGUAGCCAAAAAUAAAUAUAAAUAAAAUAAAUUAAUUAAAAAAAAAAAAAGAAAUGACACAAACUCUUUAAAAAAAAAUGAUUAGCACAGUGUGUGGCCCAUAGUAAGUGCUCAUGGUAGAUUAAAAUGAGCUCAAGUUGCAGAUUAAACUAUAGAAGAGUAACUUCUAAAAACAAAAGAAUAACUCCAAAAUUUCAGAACAAAAACAUACAAUGCAAAGAAAAUCCGGCUCACGUAACAAAUGAUGUUCUUAAAUGCAGAUAAAAUAAAAUGACAACUAAAACCAAACAUAUAUCAGUGAACCUAAAGUUUCUCUGAUUGAAUAAAAAAUAAUAAGUAAACCGUAGUAUGCUAAAUAGAAGAGACCCAUCGAAAACAAAGUACCUCAGAAAACUUGAAAGUCAAAAGAUGAAACAAAAAAAAGAGAAUAAAAGUGGAAGGAUUUCAGGGAGAUUUAUAUGACCAGAGACUUGCCUUUUCUCUAAUAAAGAUUAGUUAUUUUCUAAUUCAUAGGGAGAUAAUAGUUUCUUUAAUUACAAAAGUAACAUAACAUUGCUGUAGAAAAUUUCAAGGAUGGAGAAAUUAAAUAAGAAAUCACCCCGAAUACGGCCCAUGGGAAUGUGGAUGUAUAUAUAGUUCUUGACAGUCUUUUCCUUAUGCAACCAUAAUGGCAGUCAAAUUACAUGUAACAUUUCACUACUGAUUUUUUCACUUAAUAAUGGAACCUGAGCACAUUUUUUUGUUGUUAUUAAACAGACUUCUUAAAUACUAUCUCGGGCAAGUUCACUCUUUCAUUCAUUCAGUGAACAUUCCAUAAAGGAGAAUGUAGCAUGAACGUGGGCUGUGGGGCUAGACUAGCUAAGUUACACCCACUCUGCCACUUACUAGCUGUGUCACUUUGGGCGAGACUGUUAACUCUCUGUGCCUGUUUCCUCAGCUGUACACGGGGAUAAUAGUAUCAUAGAGUUGCUGUGAGGACUAACUAAAUUAAUAUUUGUCAAGCACUGAGAACAGUGCCUGCCACAUUAUAAGUGCUACAGGUGUUAGCUAUUACGGGUACUAUUAUUAUCAUUAUUACUAUUCUAAGGGCAUCUGUGUGUGCUCAGUUCUCUGCUGGGGCACUAGAGACUCACAGAUGAAUCAGAUCUAGACUCAGCCCUUGAGAUCUCCUGCCCUGGUACAGGAGACAGAAAUAUAAACAAAGCAUUACCUUCUGUAGGCCGGAGCUUCCCAGACUUUUCCAGCAAGUUGCCUGUUGGCAAAGGCAAACAACCGCUUCCCCUAGGGGGAACUGGGGGCACAGCUGAAAGCAGCCAAGCUGAAAAUGUCUUUGAAAUCCCCAUAUUUUAUCUUAAAAAUUCAUGCAAACUUACAUUCUUCUGAUAUCGUGUCCAUGUUUGCUAUAAUUUGGGGGGGGUGGGGAAGGUGUUUCAAGUGUACUUAGAGUCAUCUAGCUUUAUCCACCAAAUCAUAUAGUAUAAUGAGUGCUUCCGGUAUCCUGUGACCUUGGGUUCCCCUUGGUACACAUGCUGGUGCCCUCAGGGGUGUGAGAACCCAUUUGGAAGGGCAGACAGCCCGUCUUGGCGGGUGGCAUCCUAGAAGGCAGAGGGAGAAGGAGAGUCUGAGAGACCCAAGGCAGCCUAGUCGUGGAGGGGACUGACUGCUUGGCUGGGUGCAGAGGGCAAACUGGACUUUAUCAGAGGAAGAUGCACAGAGCAGGCCUGGCAGCAGGAACCACACGUGCCAAGCCCAGAGGCAUGAAGGGACAGCUCGGUGAGCAGUGAACAGUACGCUCUGACCAGAAUGCUCAGUGUGUACGGAGGAGUAUCCAGAGAGCAGGCCGGAGUGAAGACUGGAGGAAUCACGAGCUCAGGCUGUAGGUUCAGUGGGUCCAGCGUGGGCUUAGACCCCAGCUGCUCCACCCCUUGGGGAUGCUACUUAAUGUCUCUGGACUCCACUUUUCUCAUUUUAAAAAUAGGAAUUAAAAAAUGUGCCUACCUUAUAGAAUGGUGGUGAGGAUUAAAUUAGAUCACGUAUGUCAAGAGUGCGGCUGUGAUUUUGAUGAUCACAGAUGACUGUCGUUUCCCACCCCACAGCCAAGUGGGGCACAGACUGGCCUUCCCCAGCCAGUCACCCAGCUCCAGGUCUAAAUGGCCUUGGGAAUGCCAGGCAUCGGCAGGGAGCCAAAGAUGUACCUCCCGUGCCCCCAAGCCCUUCCAUGCCCCCCAAUGCCCUGGCUCACAGAUCCCUUCAUCGGGGGGCCAUUGCCCACUGCUCCAGCCUCAUCUCCCUUGUGUGGUCCUACGUGCACCCCCUGGAACACACUCUCUUGGUUUGCACAUGCUAUUCCUUCUCUCUGGAGCACUUUCCCUUUACCCUCCCCUCCUCCCCCCGCCGCACCCCACCUCCACCUGGCUAACUCCUACUCGGUUUUCAGGUCUUAGGUUAGAUGUCACGUCCUCAAAGCCCUAACCGGACUGCAUCUUAGUGGUGAAAGCAUCCAUCUCCCACCAGGACAAUGUCCAAUUCUCUGCUGCAUGCUCAGCACCAGACUUGGUGCCUGACACACAGCAGGUGUGCGAUGAUUAUUUGCAAAACGAGUGAGUGACAGAAAACAGUACCAGCCCAAGCCUAUGAGGAGGCUGCAGCCAGAAAUCAGGAACGGAUCAUGGCCCACUCCCACCCCGGGCCCUGGGCAAAAUGAACUGUAGCUAUUUGAAUUCUCCACUCUCACCACGCUUUCCUCCUUUUUCAUAUCAAGCUUAAAUACCAGCACUGUCCAACAGAACUCUGCAAUGAUGGAAAUGUUCUGUAUCUGUGAUGUCCUGUAUGGUAGCUACUAGGCACAUACAGAUAGUGAGCACUUGAAAUGUUGCUAGGGUGAACAAGGAACUGAAUGUUUAAUUUUAUUUAACUUAACAUAAAUUUCAAUAGGGGCUACCUUACUGGAGGGUGCAACUCCAUCCUUUCCAAACCACACAGGGCCCGAGACUGGAAGGCAAGAGACCAGGUCUGCCAUGGCCUUUGUGUUCUCUGAGGUCUCAUUUUGCUUAUGUGUAAAAUAAGGGGACUAGAGUUAAUGACUUCUGAAGUCCUUUAUCAGAUCAAAAAAUCUUGGAUUCAAAGACUGAUAGUGAGAGAAGGAAAAGGAGCUCUGGGAGCAGCUGUUAGACUGGCUGAGGACCCAGAAGCCUCGGCAAUGGGAUGUGGUCAGCAGAGGGGAGAAGGGAGAGAGGAGAAAUGGGUGAGAGAGGGAAGAAAGGAGGCCUUCAGUCUUUGCUCUUGUUCUUGUAUAAAUACCAAAAUCUUUCCAGGGCCAACAAAGCCCUGUGUGGUUUGGGCCCCGCCCCAUUUCAGUCACAUGGUCCACUCUGCUUCCUUCACUUUCUGGGCUCCAGAAAGGGUAGGAUUCCUCCAGUCCCAUUAUGGGGCCUUUGUGCAUGCUGUUCCUUCUACCUGGAAUGAUCCUCCCCCUUCACUUAGCCUCUUCUCCUUCCUCCUCUCCUUUAUCCUCAAACAUUGUUUCCUUAAAGAAGCUUUCACUGGCCUGGGGCAUGUCAAGACCCCCUACAGGACACUGUCAUCGCAGUGUCUCUAUCCCAACUCUCAGCACAAGUGCAAUUCUAUAGCUAUUUCUGUGAUCUUAGAUCAGCAUCCCCUCUCCAGAGGACUGGGAUGGCUUUGUUUUUUCUCACUGUGUACCUCCAGUACCCGCUAUAGUGAGUGCUCUAUAAAUGUAACUGGAGGGAUGGUAGAUGGGGCAGGCAGCCAGGUCUGGGGAAGGAGCAUGAUUCAGAAGCCCGAGUCCUUGUCCACUGCUCAUGUGCUGGCUAUGGAAGUUUUAGGGUCAGGACAUUCCUUUGAACUCUCUGGGCUUUCAGCUGAAUUCUGAUCUUGGCCUCUC
Messenger RNA from Kogia breviceps (pygmy sperm whale), 6152 nucleotides. The record is from RefSeq and is a predicted model, not a curated record. Lineage: Eukaryota; Metazoa; Chordata; Mammalia; Artiodactyla; Physeteridae.